This is a messenger RNA of Xyrichtys novacula (pearly razorfish), 369 nucleotides long. NCBI's taxonomy places the organism in Eukaryota, Metazoa, Chordata, Actinopteri, Labriformes, Labridae. The record is from the annotation of a GenBank genome assembly.
AUGAUUUCUGCGCCUGAGUUUGCACCUCAAAAUAAACCUCACACAGAGGAGGAGGAGGAGGAGGAGGAGGGGAAAACCUUCACACAACAACAUCACCAGGCCUUUGCUCUCUUCCAGAAAUGUCCUCUAAUCUUUAUUGAUCUCACUCGACUCUUCCUGCCUCCACAUCAUCAGCCCCAGCGCUCCCAGCUGCUUCCACCUCCAAAUUUCAUUGUGAUCCCAUCUGAAGACGAUUACCUCACUCUCUCUGUCACAUUACCCGCCUGCAUCUCCAGCCCGUUCCUCAUUCUUUCACACACAUUAAACACAUUAGAGAUGAAUGUUUUUUCCUCUUUUUGUGGUAGGUUGACUCCUCAGCACCCACUUUAG